AACGCCUUCUCUCCUCCCUGACCACGCCUCCUCACGCUUUGCCAGUGCCCGCGGUCCAUUCGUGCGUGAAGGAAUAACUGGAGUGUGUCUUCUGGAGGCAGGAACGGGUUUCCUGAUCAUAUAUGCAGGUUCACGCGUUGUGAUCAGUCGCCAGACUGCUGGAAUAGCCCGGGGGGGAGAAGAAAAAAAAGCGUUUCCGUCGGUACUUCAGGUUGUACUUGCCGGCGUUGUGGCGCAGCGCUGUAAACGACCGAGUUUAGGUUUUUUGGUCACCUGUCGGUAGCUGCUGGAUCAUCUGCGUCUCGGGGAGAGAGGAGUCGCCAAAAGAAAACAGGCAGUUGCUGAGAAGAACUUAGCAAGGAGUCGGCCAGUUAGCCUGUCAGCUAGCCCGCUCUCCCUACGGCCACAGCAAGUCCCACCCUCGUAAGAGGCUGCAGCGGAGAAGUCGAGUGCUCCCUCCUCCCUCCUCCCUCUCAACUUAGGUUGCAUCGCUGUGCAGCUGGUUGACAGGCACGAAAAGAGAGAGAGAGAAAGGAAGUCGUCCACACACGUUAGCUUAGUGGCACUAGCGUAACACAUCGUUGGCUCGACGUGGUGCAGGUGUCUUCCGUGGAGGGAUACGGACGCUACCCUGGCAAAGAGAGUGGCCGGAAAGAAGCGGCGAGAUAAGGGAGAACAAGGAAGAAGACGCCGAGUAGGAGGGGACUGGCUAGUUCAGCCGGGGAGACGCAAUCGCACGCACGUGCGAGGUUGACAUCUGCUCGGCGCAGCUGUGUGGUUCAACUGCAGACAGGGUGGCUGCUCGGUGACACCACCCCGCUUGUGGAUCCAACUGGACGCUCAGGUUGCAGAUGUCAUGCAACGCUGUCGUCCGUCCGUCCGUCCCCCAGCACACAGAGGUCACUCACAGGCACGCUGUGAUGAAUGUCUCCGAUCAUAGAUAGACAGCAAACAACCGCCGAGGAGCCACGCACAGCCAUGAGCAUUGAGAUACCGGUGGGGCUGACGGAACUGCUGCAGGGCUACACUGUGGAGGUGCUGCGACAGAGGCCGUCAGACCUGGUGGACUUUGCAGUACAGUACUUCACCCGCUUGCGAGACACCAGAAGUCAGGAUGGGGCCGGCGCCGGUGGCAAGACGGGGAAAGGGGUGAUGUUCGACGGGGAGCCCAUGCAAACAGAGUCCAACGGGGACGACGACGAAGACGACGAUUCCGACUUUGAGCCUCCACCACCAAGCAGAUUCAACAGGAGAGUGUCAGUGUGUGCAGAGGCGUUCAACCCAGACGAUGACGACGAGGACACGGAGCCCAGAGUGGUUCACCCAAAAACAGACGAACAGCGCUGCAGACUGCAGGAGGCCUGCCGAGACAUCCUACUCUUCAAAACACUAGAUCAGGAGCAAUUCUCUGAGGUGCUAGACGCCAUGUUUGAGUUGCGGGUUCAGCCCGGGGAUCACGUCAUCGACCAGGGAGAUGACGGAGACAACUUCUACGUCAUAGAGAGGGGUGUGUAUGACAUAUUGGUAUCGGGAACAUGCGUGGGUCAGUAUGAUAACAAGGGCAGCUUCGGGGAGCUGGCGCUCAUGUACAACACGCCACGUGCUGCCACCAUCAGCGCCACCCAGGAGGGGGCACUAUGGGGACUGGACCGCUCCACAUUUCGUAGACUCAUUGUGAAGAACAAUGCCAAGAAGAGGAGGAUGUACGAGACGUUCAUUGAGUCCGUGCCCUUACUCAAAUCCCUGGAGGCAACAGAGAGGAUGAAGAUAGUGGAUGUAUUAGGGGCGAAACAGUUCCCAGAUGGUGAACGCAUCAUCACACAGGGCGACGGGGCUGACUGCUUCUACAUCGUUGAAUCUGGGGAGGUCAAGAUCAUGAUGAAGAGUAAAGUGGUUUCUAUGCAGAAGAUUUUGAUGACGAAGGCGGACCAUGCAGACAAUGCGGAGGUGGAGAUAACGCGCUGUACCAGGGGUCAUUACUUUGGGGAGCUGGCCUUGGUCACUAACAAGCCCCGGGCCGCCUCGGCCUACGCAGUCGGCAAUGUGAAGUGUGUGGUAAUAGACAUCCAGGCGUUUGAGCGCCUCCUGGGCUCCUGUAAGGAGAUCAUGAAGAGGAACAUCGCCCACUACGAGGAGCAGCUGGUAGCCCUGUUCGGCUCCAGCAUGGACCUGAGAGACUGAGCCUCUCACACUACCCUCCGUGCCUUCUACCAGACUACCAUACACACACACACACACUCACACACACUCAUAUCCACAUAUCAUCCAGUGGCUACACAGACAGAGAAUUCAUACUUGGCUCACAUGCAGGUACACACACACACACACACACACACACACACACACACACACACACACACACACACACACACACACACACACACACACAGGCACUGAGAGACACACUUAGUCUGCUCACCCUCGUGCACAUACUAGUUCAACACACUCUGCGAUAGGUUCACUUUGUGGACACGCACGCACAUACAGACAAACACCCGUUGUUUAUUGAGCCAGCUUCAACCUCUCAGUCUUUUUCUGCAAUUACCUUAAUACAGGUGAAGCAGUAUAAAGACAUAACACAAACACUCACACACACUCCAGAAAAAUUAAAAAACACACCAUUCAAAGUUGUUCCAACAAUUCUCAGCCAAGGACACAUCAACACACAAGCACACAUACUACAUAAACACACACACACACACACACACACACACACACGGGUACAGAUAUAGAAUCUCAAAAACACAUAGGCGACCACACUUGCAAAAAUGGACACAAUGUGGUAAAAUGGAGACAAAAAAACUUUAAAAAUCUCUGAAAAGGAAAACAAAUCCAAAAUGCAAAAAAAAAAGUGAUCACUUAAUGAAGACAGAGACGUUUUAGAAAUGUUUUAUGAAGAUAAAAAACAGAAGCUUUGAUAAAAUAUUAUUUAAAUAAAAAAAAAAGUGUUUCCUCUUCUGGAGGCCGGGGUGCAGAACUUUGUGAGCGCGCUCUAUUUCUUCCUCUACUGUUGUUGAUUGAGUUGAGUUGAGUUAGUGCUGGUGAUUAUUACAGUACCACAGAAGAAGCAGUGACAACAAUAACAACCCCAUGUUUUCUUGGCCAUUGUUAUUCUAUAAUUGAUGACACACUUCAUCGUAUUGAAUUAAUUAUUAAUGUAUUGUUAUUAUAUAUUCAUUUAUUAUUCUCGUUUUGCUUUGACCAAUUCUGAUAAAAAAAAUCCACCAUCCAUCUCUGACAAAAUGUAAAAUGAGAAAAAAGAAAUUCUAAUAAAAACAAUAGUGCUUAUUUCUCCUUGAUUGCCCUUGAAUGAGUUGUCCUGGAUAAGAAAAAAAAGAAAAAAUAAAGCAAACAUUUUGUUAAAA
Messenger RNA from Scophthalmus maximus (turbot), 3365 nucleotides. RefSeq names its product protein kinase, cAMP-dependent, regulatory, type II, alpha A (gene prkar2aa). Gene Ontology annotation, molecular function: cAMP-dependent protein kinase regulator activity. NCBI's taxonomy places the organism in Eukaryota, Metazoa, Chordata, Actinopteri, Pleuronectiformes, Scophthalmidae. Gene Ontology annotation, cellular component: cAMP-dependent protein kinase complex. The record is from RefSeq and is a predicted model, not a curated record. Bases 925 to 2181 code for a protein of 418 amino acids. The transcript has 13 exons. Gene Ontology annotation, biological process: regulation of protein phosphorylation.